AUGGGCAUCAAAGGUAUCUACAAGGAAAUUGGCCCUGGGAAGCGGGUGUCGCUUUGCAAGCUAGCUGUUGAGCAUCUAGAACAAACUGGCCGGCCAUUUCGUCUUGCCAUUGACAUUGCUAUCUGGCAGUUUCAGACACAAGCUGCGCGAGGUGGAGCAAAUCCUGCGAUACGCACGCUGUUCUAUCGCCUAGUCCGCCUCCUGGGCCUUUCUAUACAGCCUGUAUUUGUCUUCGACGGACCGAACAAGCCGGUGUUCAAGCGUAACAAACGCUCGGGCAGAGGAGAUGGCGUCGCCACGGCAAUGGCGAAGAGGCUGAUCAAGCUCUUCGGCUUUCAAGUCCAUGACGCUCCGGGUGAAGCCGAGGCCGAAUGUGCACUCCUUCAACAGCAAGGCAUCGUAGAUGCAGUCCUCAGCGAGGAUGUCGACACCAUAAUGUUUGGCUGCACCCGAACGCUGCGAAAUUGGUCUGCUGAUGGCACCAAAGGCAGCAAGACGCCAACACACGUCUUCCUUUACGAAGCAGAAGAUCUGCGUCAAACAGUCCCUGGGCUUGACAGGGAAGGAAUGGUGCUUGUUGCUUUGAUGAGCGGAGGAGACUACAUCCCCGAAGGAGUGCCGGGCUGCGGCGUCAAAGUAGCCUGCGAAGCUGCGAAAGCUGGCUUUGGCAAAUCACUAUGCCGCCUCAAGAAGUCAGAUGCAAGUGCCCUGGCCGAGUGGAAGGCCAACUUGAUACAUGAAUUGCGGACAAAUGAGAGUGACUUCUUUCGUACUCGUCACAAGUCGCUCCAGAUUCCAGACUCGUUCCCAAAUCUAGAGACAUUGAGAUAUUAUACGCAUCCGGUAGUAUCUCAGGCUGCACAGCUGGAGAACUUGAAGCAGUCUUUUCCAUCGACGAAACCGAUCGACAUACAUGGGCUACGUGCUUUUGUGGGAGAAACAUUCGAUUGGACUUACAAAGGAGGUGCCGUCAAGCUCAUCAGGGUGCUUGCACCGAGCCUGCUUGUUUCAAACGUGCUGGAUCUUAGCAACCGGCAGGGCCGUACCUCGAGUGAUCCUGACGUGCUUUUGGAAGAAGAAGCAACCCUAAUAAAGGCGGUUUCGAAACGGAGAACUCAUUUCAGCACUGAUGCCACACCCGAACUUCGCAUUUCCUAUGUGCCAGCUGACGUUGUUGCCUUGGGCCUAAGCGAAGAAGAGGACGAGGCUGUUGCAGCAUAUGGACGCCAGGGACUUGCCCUCAACAGCGACGAUGAUUUCCAAGAAGAGAUUGAGGGUGCUGAUGGAGACGACCUACCCAAAAAUGCAUCUAGGAAAGCAUUUGAUCCUCUCCAACCAAACCUGGCCUGGCUUCCAGAAUCCAUCCUUAAACUAGGUGUGCCGGUCACAGUGCAAGACUGGGAGGAGAAGCAAAGAUCUAAAGAGGCAUCUAAGCUGAGCAAAACGCCCAAGCGGGCUCGUAAGAAGGCAAACAUGCCCGCAGGCGCCAUGGACAAGAAAGAAAACCAUCAGACUAAAGUCGAAGCCUCCAAAGUUGGUGCUUCGAACCUGCCGAGCUCACAGGCGUCGAUCAAGAACUUCGCGUCUGUGACAAAGAAGAUCUCUGCGAGCGUUAGCAAAGAGAAAGAAGGCUACAUACCGCAUCAACUCGGUCCAGAUUCAGACUCGGAUCUCGGGGAAUUGGAAGAAAUCUUUUCAAAGAAGAAUACGGGCGGUAGUUCCCUUGGUCUAAGCGAGCUGCAACCAGAGCCUGAUGGCGGUGCUUCACUCUCGGAGCCAUCCGAUAUCGUCACAACUAGCUCUACAAGGACAAGUAAGACGAAGUUGUACGUUCCCCGCAGUAGUGCUGUAGGGUACUUUAAAGAGGUUGAGGUCACUCGUGACGAAGCGGACCGUAUUAUGAGUGAACAGGCCGCAUCGACGCAGCAUCGAAAGAAGACCCAUGGCAAGGUCUUCAGGCGAAGUGAUAUCUCCGUCGUCGAUCUGACAAGGGAUGAUUAG
This is a messenger RNA of Phaeoacremonium minimum UCRPA7, 2001 nucleotides long. Its product is annotated as putative flap structure-specific endonuclease protein. Lineage: Eukaryota; Fungi; Ascomycota; Sordariomycetes; Togniniales; Togniniaceae. The transcript is spliced from 3 exons. The coding region runs from base 1 to 2001 and encodes 666 amino acids. Gene Ontology annotation, molecular function: 5'-flap endonuclease activity; crossover junction DNA endonuclease activity. The record is from RefSeq and is a predicted model, not a curated record.